Molecule: messenger RNA, 2448 nt
Organism: Naegleria lovaniensis
Lineage: Eukaryota; Heterolobosea; Eutetramitea; Acrasida; Naegleriidae
Exons: 2
Coding region: 1-2448 (815 amino acids)
Cellular component (GO): cytoplasm
Source: RefSeq, a predicted model, not a curated record
AUGACAUCCGAAUUGGCCGAUGAAGAGGAACUCAUUCGAUCCACCUUCCCCAUUUUCAUCAAUGACGAGGAAGAGCAACAACAAUACAUGGAAAUUUCAUACCGAUAUUCGGAACGUGGCCACAUUGUUCACGCUCUUCAUUUGAAAUGGUAUUCCCACAUUUCUCUGUACGACUUUGUGGAACAAACAUGUUGCAAUGAAUAUAAAUUACCUCUCUAUUUAAAAGAGAGUAUCACUUUUCAAUUAUUGGAAUUAAUUCGGGAACGUCAAACGACAAGGAAUGAUCAAAUUGUAGAUGAAUUUUAUUAUGAAGAUGAUGAAGAUGAUUGGCAAGUCGUUGGGGACGAUCCGAUCGAUCAUCAACUCAAAUCGAACACGGACGAAUAUUCUUCUUUCAAUGAAUCCAAUAUUCUCAACAUUGAUCAAGAAAUUUCAAUAUUACCGAUUCAAGACAUUUCCAAAUUUUAUCGACUUUUUCAUUCGAGUUAUGUGAAUCAGAUUUAUUUGGUGAAAAUUGCAAAUGAUUUGAGAUGUGCCUAUCAAGAUAAAAUUAAGGGAAGAGAAACUGAAAUUAGUGAAAUUCAGAAAGUUCAUCGAGAUGGAAUGGAACAGAAAAUGACUAUGGAAAGAAAUGAUCAAUUACAAGUCAUGGUCUUGGAGCACAUGAAGCAAUUAGAAGAAUUGGAAGAAAAAUGGAAUGAAGAAUUACGAGAGUUGUACAAGGAAAUGGUCAUUACUUUUUGGACAUUUGUUUCUGAUCUAGAUAAGGAAGAUGCUUUCACGAAUCGAUCCAAAACAAAGGCCAAUCUCGUGAAAAGUAAGGACGAUUUACUAUUCCCAGCCUUUCGAUUGAUGGAACCUCGUGGAAAACAAUUUGAAUUAUUAUUGAGAAAUGAAUUACAGGGAGACAAGUAUUCUAUUCAGAAUGCAUCCAACAAAUUUGGAAAUUUAUCGUCGUUCAUUCGAAAAUUCUCGAUUCGAGCUAAGAAAAAGAAACAUUCACCAAAAACUAACUCCACCACACAAGAUCCAUGGACUGUUUUGGAGACGUUUGAUGCCAUUGAUAGUCCACAACCCAUCUCGAUGAUGGAAGCUCGACCACCUGGUAAUGCCACAACGUCCUCAGAACAAGAAGCCACACGAAAAAAGCUCAAUGAAAUCAAAAGAAUGAUGAAACGCAUAUUCAGAGAUGGAAGAACUCUCACUGACAUUCCUCGGCUCAUUCAAACUGAGAGAUUCCAUUGCAUUUCUAUUUACAAAAAGAUUGAGAGAAUAUAUUUGGAGAAUGACGACUUGUAUAGUCCCUAUGAUGAUUCGUAUGUGUUCAUUGAGGACGAUGCAGACUCUGAGUUGUUUAAAGGAGACGGCACAAGACGCUUAUGUGGAAGAGUUUUCAUUAUUUACACGGCUGACAUGAGUGACUGUAUUUGUAGGAAUUUUAAAAAGGAUGAGGAGGAACGUGACUGCGAAGAGGAUUAUAUUCUGUUCAAAGCGAGACAAACAUAUAAUUUGUAUCAGUCAAGGCUGAGUGCACUUGUUGUGAAUUGUUGCAUUCAAAAGAGUUCUACCGUAGAGAGUGUGGGUGAAACAUUGCAUCAGGAUGUAACGUCCUCGUCACAUGUGACGACAAACAAGCAACACACUCCAACCUUGACUUGGGCCAUGCGAGAUAUGGAGAGAAUACGGUUUGAGGCCAAUCAUGCACAAGGUCCAGAUUUUCAUUUUCCAUCAUUUGACGAGCAAAUAAGGCAAGUGAGGAACAAUAUUCAAGAGAGAACUGGUGCUAGCAGUAGUAUCGGAAGCGGCAAUGAAAAUUCAAAGGAUUAUGAAACAACUCCCAAACUUGGAGAUUAUUUCAUUACCAAACAUUCUAAUUUGAGUUAUGCAAAUUUGAUAUUCCACCUCGUUUCACAGACCGAUUACUCUUCUUCGCGUAGUAGUAUUAAUGGAAGUAUCAAUAAUAGCAUUGAAAAUACUAAUGAACAAGAAUACGAACAAAUCAUGAAUGGAUAUUCGAAAAUUAUGGAUGAUUGCAAAGAAAUGGGAGUACGAAAUUUGGGUAUUCAAGUUCCUCUCUCGGUGACGUUCAAACAUCCAAAGCUGGGAGGAAACCUUCCCACUGGAGACACCAUCAUCAUGCAAAUACGUGACUUGUUGAGAAUGUAUCUCACUAAACAGAAGGAGCACGGUGCUUGGUAUUUACCAAAUCUAUUUCUGUACUGCCCAAAGAAUCCAAAGCAUUCGAGCGGAGACUUUCAAUGUCAAUGUCACUACAUGCUCAUGCAAGAAACCGAUAAUAUUUUACAUCAUAGCUCAGUAUCUUUAGACAAUAAUGGUUCAGACUCAUCCAACGAAAAUGAUAAUUUACACAAGUACAUUGUUGAGCCAUUCUACAAGUCAUUCCUGAAUUCAAAUGUUCAACUUCCUCCUGCUUGGAUUAAAAUGUAG